CACUAACAAAACAAGCGCUGAAAGAAUUUAUACCGGAAAACUAAAAAAAAACUAAAUCUUAGCCGGCUUCGAAGUCGUUCAGACCGGAAUUUUACAUCUUAUGGUACUUGAAGUGGAUUUACAUACUUUCGCAAACAUCCCCUUGCAAGUGAAUGACCUCUUUCGAGACCAAGCGACGUACAGGCUUGUCCAAGCAUGUAUAUUUUACAAGGAGUAUAUUUUCAGCUUCAAUAUUUAAAGUAACAAGUUACUGCGUGAAGAGGCUAGGGGAAAAUUGGAAGACCACUUCAACCAAGAAAAGCUUUUUUGAGAAUUUCAAGUCUGCGCUUGUAAGAUUAAGGAUAUUGACAGAUCAAAGAUAGUCGGUAACCUUUGUAAACAGCAAUCUAUACACAAUAGGAUACGGCAGAUCUGAAAAUGUUUUUUUAAAUGGAAUGUGUUUACCUUGGCACAUAUUUUCACAGGGUGUAAUUUGACGGUAGUCACUUGUGGGAAGGACGGUCUCAUUCCAAUCAAUUUGGAGCUAUCUUAAAAUCUAGUGUCUUAAUUAACAAGUCCCGAGGAUUGACGCUGAAGUGCCCAUAGCCAGGAUCGUCGAUUAUAUUAGGUUUUGUAAUCUUUUGAUAAAUUCACAAAGCCCAAAACAAACGCUGAAACAUGCAUUUCAAGCAAGACCUUUUGACAGUGACUCUUAAUUAGGUCGCAUCAAACCUAAAUCGAGGAACAGUACUGGUCGAAGAACUCAUCUCUUUAAGCUCUGGCUCUCGGUAUUAGGAAUCAGUGGUUCAAGUUGGUCUGUUGACUUUUUAAUUUCAAUUUUAAUUUCAUUUGAUAAGCCUACGCUAUUUGCAUUAGCACUAGAACGUGAGCAAGAAAACAAAGAGACGGGGACUGAAGAUGCCUUGUGAAGUCAUUCCUUGCAUUGUAAAUAAUACAUGCAUAUUUGUGGAACCUAGAGGUAGCAAGCUUGGGAAUAGUAGUGCCAUGCACGAGACUAAAGCAAAGGUUGGACCGCAAAACAACAUGGUUUGGACACAAGAAGACCUCCGAGGGAGACUGUCAAUAGACAACGAUGGCUCAAGUUACGGAAGAGCGCAAGCUCCAGAAGGCCAUACAGAUAUGCUCGAGAAUAAUAUUACAUUUCAUGACAUUAACCACAGAAUUUCAUCCAGACCUUUUUCAUCGAUAGGACACUCUGGAGCUGAUAUUGAAGAAUGCGAGCAGGCAUCGAGUGGUCAUGUGGGAGAAACAAACAUUUCGUUCUCACGGUCUAGAAUCCCAAACUGUGAACCCCCCAGGCGAUACAGUUCAUCGUCGUGGCCAAGUGAGACCUUUAUGAGAGAAUAUUAUCGAUCUCGGGAGUUGUCUGCGCACAGAGCUAAUCGAAGAAGGCAGUCUGAAGGGUUCAUUCUCUCCCAGAACAAAGUUUUUGGCUUAGUUGGUUAUAGGAAUGAGUCAGAUGGGCAGCGAAGCGAAAACCACGACCCCAAUACRAAAGUAGUCAAGCGAGAAAGGGACUCAGGUAGUCAUAAAAUAUCGCAUAACAUAUCCUUAGCGUCAUUCAACAUCAUGAACUCGGUAGCGACGACAGCACUAGAUCGACCCGCAAAYUCGUAUUAUAGUCUUCCUAGAAGGCGAAGUCAACCUACUGUACCAAGCUUUGGAAAUGACACAACGAAUAAUGGGAAAGAGCAGAGAAAUUCACUACCAACGGAGGAUUAUUUGCGGCAGUAUCAUUUUGAUAGUGAUACAGAACUACAGUGGCAAAGACUCGUGGCUAGAGCGAAAACCCUGCAGUUAUCAUCACCAAAAAGACCGGAAAUCAUUUGCUCUCGAUUAACUGACAGCAACAAUGUACAAGUGUCACAGAAAGCGACAAAAUCAACAGGGGAUCUUGAAAGAGGUGCUGAUAACCUCGGCGGGAAAGAAAGGAAAAUUUACGAAGUUAAACCUCUUGAUAAAGAGAACAACAACUCUGUUCAACCUACUACAAUGAGAAGACGGCGAAGAAACGAAGAGAGACGAUAUUCUCUCAAAAUGGUACCUACUAGUUUGGAGAGCUUAAGUGAGAGGAAUACUAGUACUUGUGAUGAUAAAUUGUCAGAGAAGGAAAUGGAGCAGACUGCUGGAAGCCGUGACAAAAGGUUAAUUAGUCAGCAGAGGUGUAUGGUAAAUCCAAUCGAAGCUACAACUCGUAGACAUUCAGUAGCCGUUGUUAGACCAGUCCAACAAGUAAAUAGUGAAAAAAUUUCUGGGUACAGCACUCAUGGAGCGCUUGAAUACGCCAAAAUGCUGAUGGAAAAGAUCCAAGAGGCAGGGAAAACGAAAAGUAAGAAAGAACGCCUGGAAGAGAUGAGCAAAGUGCUGAAGAUAGUCCUUGAGGAACUUAACCGCAUUGAGAUGCCUGAUAGAGACUUGGUGAGUUUGUUUAUUAGUCUCAGAGCUAAGAUGGUCAAUUUGAGAACUGAGUUGAAAGUUGACGAGGGAAAGGAAAUGGAAACAGAAAAACAAACAAGUGAACAAAAAAUUCCCUCAAAUAGUUUGCCUUCAUUACCUGUCAGUCAUGAAGAACAUAUACCAGCUCAUCCAAGGCGAUUCAGUUGGAUAUAGGCAAUAACAACAAUAUCAAAUUUAUUAUAAAAAUAGUAUUAGAGAAUUGUUAAUGGAAAUAGCUUAAAGAAAAUAUAAGAAUGACAGACAAAAUUAUUAUCAUAAUGAAUUAACCCUCCUGAA
This is a messenger RNA of Exaiptasia diaphana, 2733 nucleotides long. RefSeq lists its product as uncharacterized. The coding region runs from base 898 to 2610 and encodes 570 amino acids. The transcript has a single exon. NCBI's taxonomy places the organism in Eukaryota, Metazoa, Cnidaria, Anthozoa, Actiniaria, Aiptasiidae. The record is from RefSeq and is a predicted model, not a curated record.